UGACACUCUUGAGUUCAGAAAUUAGAAUUAUUGCUUUGAACAAAUACUCCAUUAGGAAAAUAUGAAUAAAAAUAAAUAUUUAUUAAUGACUAAAGAUUAGGUAAAUAUGGAAGAAAAGUAACAAAAAAAUGCAGGAUAAUGGAAGACAUAGAAACAUUAUACUGGAAUCGGAUUUUAAAGAUUAUACGGCUUUUGAAUCUGCUUUACAAUUCUGCUCCACACCCACAGACUUCAAAGACCAAACGUUUUGUCUUGUCAAACAUGGCAAGAUAAUUUGGGGACCAUUACCAACACUAGCUCACGGUAUGGUGAAAAAGGUAAAGGAUGAAGGACUGAAUCAUGGAAAUACUGGCAUGGACGUUGCACUGGAAAUAUUCAGGAAAUCAAGGAGCCUGGUAUUUAUUCAGUUAUGUCUGGAUAUAUUCAUCAUCAAUAACUCGGACCUUCUUAGUCUACUCAAGUCAAAGGUAACAAGGCAAAUAUCAAACGGUGCCCUAUCAGUAAGGAGAGUGGAUAUCGAUAUAUUUAUUUCUUUGUUACAUUUUAUUGAACGACACGAUGCUGACGGUUGCCAGAACAACUCGGGAGAGAGAUCAUAUUCAAGCAGCAAGACGAGGAAUAAAAAUAAACCAGAAGCCGUAUGGGACCGCAUGAAUGAUGCUAAAAGCGUCAUGCCUAGACCAGAGCACCAUACAACAGCAGUAAAAGACUUUGAAAAUUCUACAACCAAAAUUGAAAAUGAGCAGACAAAUUUUGCCUACCCAUUGCACUCCCAAGAACAUAACAAACCCGAGAUAUCUCCAAGCCAAGACAGAACGCAAAGAAAUGAGCAAGAGAAACACCCAAUUCAAGCAACUGAAAUCGAUGCAGGACAGCUGUCGAUAGGAGCUUAUAGCUUCACAGACAGACAUAACGCACUUUCACAGCAGACGUAUGAACCUGAAAAUCAUACAGGAAAUGAAAGAAACUUUAUUGUUUCUGGAACCGGUCUUCAACGUCCAUCAAGAUACCAAGAAUAUGAUACCAAAGACAAACGACUUACAACAUUCAAUACACCGCUAUGGGUUACACACAAUAAACCGCAACCGGAUACACUUGCAGAAUGGGGAUUUUUCUUUGUUAAUAAGCAGGACUUGGUGAGGUGUUAUCAGUGUGGCAUUGGAUUGAAGGAUUGGACAGAGGAAGAUGAUGUUAUGACAGAACACGUGAAACACUCUUCAUCAUGUUUGUAUCUGUUAAAUAAACUCGGACAAGAAACGGUUGAUCAAAUCAAGACAGCUUUGGAUAACCCAAGUGCUUCAAAUGCCGUCCCACUUCCAUACAAAAUACGAUCUCCACGGUACCAAAAUAUGGCGGCUCGGAUUUCUUCUUUUGGGAAUUUCCCUGGACAUAUACAAGUAUCUCACCACCAAUUUGCAGUCGCUGGACUAUUCUAUACAGGUAAAGGUGACUUAUGUCGAUGUUUUACAUGUGACGGCGGCCUGAAGGACUGGAGCAGCGGAGAUGAUCCAGUCAAAGAGCAUGCUACCUACUUCCCUAACUGUCCUUACAUCAAUCAGUUGAAGGGAUCUCAGUAUGUAACAUCUAUGCAACGUUGCCCCCAUAAUCAGCACGAGAUGACAGGUGCAAGCAGCAGCAUGGCACAGGAAAGACAGGCCGAUCAGGAGCUUCAGAUACAAAAUCUUACAAUCCAAGAUUCUAGUUUCACUGUAAUGCAAGUCAUUCAAAAACUUGGAUAUGCUGAGGCAGAUGUUUUCACGGCUAAGACUGAAUUAGAAAGACAAGGUAAACUGAACCCAACAGCCGAAGAAAUCAUGAAUACUAUACUUGAUAUGCAGGAAAAAUCUACAAAUGCUGAAACUGCAGUCUCGCGACAAAAUAGCAAAGAAGAUUUAAAGGCAAUAUCAGAAGAAAACAGCAAAUUGUCUCAGAUGGUAUACUGCAUGCUGUGUGUCACAGGAGAGGCAGAUAUCCUGUUUCUACCAUGCUCGCACCAUCGUAUAUGUCACAAAUGUUCUGUUGGCAUAACCGAUUGCCCCGUAUGUGGUAGAUUUAUACAGGAAAAAGUAAAGACGUUUAGGUCGUGAUUUGGAUGUAUCUUUACACCAUAUUAUAAACAUAUUAUAUUAUUUACUUAAAAUAAACGCACACAGAAAUAUAAAUAAAGAAUUACACCAAUCGA
Mercenaria mercenaria is the source of this 2182-nucleotide messenger RNA. RefSeq names its product baculoviral IAP repeat-containing protein 3-like. Lineage: Eukaryota; Metazoa; Mollusca; Bivalvia; Venerida; Veneridae. Gene Ontology annotation, biological process: negative regulation of apoptotic process; regulation of cell cycle; positive regulation of protein ubiquitination. Bases 129 to 2087 code for a protein of 652 amino acids. The record is from RefSeq and is a predicted model, not a curated record. The transcript is spliced from 10 exons. Gene Ontology annotation, molecular function: cysteine-type endopeptidase inhibitor activity involved in apoptotic process; ubiquitin protein ligase activity. Gene Ontology annotation, cellular component: nucleus; cytoplasm.